Molecule: messenger RNA, 1722 nt
Organism: Maniola jurtina (meadow brown)
Lineage: Eukaryota; Metazoa; Arthropoda; Insecta; Lepidoptera; Nymphalidae
Gene: deltaCOP
Product: coatomer subunit delta
Exons: 15
Coding region: 138-1649 (503 amino acids)
Biological process (GO): endoplasmic reticulum to Golgi vesicle-mediated transport; retrograde vesicle-mediated transport, Golgi to endoplasmic reticulum; Golgi localization
Cellular component (GO): COPI vesicle coat; cytosol
Source: RefSeq, a predicted model, not a curated record
AUCAACCCUAUCCUUUAAACUGUCAAUGUCACAUGCAUUUUGUCAACACGUCAUCUUGCUUAUGCUGUCAAAUGUAAUAAAGUUUCAAAAAUACGCAAUAUUUCCUGAAUUUCUUGUGAAAUAGUGUUUAAUUUAAAAUGGUGCUUAUAGCGGCGACAGUUUGUACGAAAUCAGGGAAAGCCCUGGUAUCUCGACAGUUCGUCGAAAUGACGAAAGCACGUAUCGAAGGCUUGUUAACUGCCUUCCCUAAGCUAAUGACUGGCGGACGUCAGCAUACGUUUGUGGAAACUGAAUCUGUGAGAUAUGUAUACCAACCCUUGGAUAAGCUAUACAUGUUGCUAAUAACAACUAAAGCCAGUAAUAUUUUGGAGGACUUAGAAACACUGCGUUUAUUCAGUAGAGUGGUGCCAGAGUACUGCACACAGCUUACUGAAGCAGAAGUGUUGAACCAGGCAUUCAACUUGCUGUUCGCCUUUGAUGAGAUUGUUGCUCUUGGUUACAGGGAGAGUGUUAAUUUGGCGCAGGUACGCUCGUUUGUUGAGAUGGACUCCCAUGAAGAGAAAAUCUAUCAAGCUGUGAGACAGACGCAAGAGCGCGAAGCAGCCAAUCGUAUGCGUGAGCGUGCAAAGGAGCUGCAGAGGGAAAGACUGGAGGCGGCCAAGAGAGGACAACAGCCACGAUCUUCCAGCGGGUUUGGUAGUGGCUUUAGUAGUUCAUCGAUGUCGGCCUCGACGGCAACUGAACCGAUCACUGAAAAGAUACCCACCACGCCUGUCCGAGACACUCGUCCGUCAACCCGUUCGGCCAUGAAACUUGGUUCUCGAGGCACCGACGCGGAUUCCUUCGUGUCCCGCCUGAGGAGCGAGGGCGAUACUACCGCUUCAGCCGUGGCCACACCCGCUAAGAUUGAUAAAGCGCCUGUCGCUAACCAGAAGGAUGUGCAUUUGCGUUUCGAAGAGAGGCUCAAUUUGACCGCCGGGCGCGACGGUGACGUACAGAACUUCGAACUUUCAGGUUUGCUGACGUUACGUAUAAGCAACGAGCAGUUCGGGAAAAUUCACGUUCAUGUCGACAACAAGGACACCAGGCCAUUGCAAUUACAGACUCAUCCAAACGUGGAUAAGGAAGCGUUCAGAUCGGAAGGAGUGAUCCGUUUGAAGCAAGCGCAGCGCCCGUUCCCUCUUCACAGCGACGUCGGCGUGUUAAAAUGGCGUCUUACUCAUGCAGAUGCUGCGCCACUAUCGGUGAACUGUUGGCCGUCGGACGGCGCGGGCGGCGGAUGUGACGUCAACAUCGAGUACGAGUUAGAGCAGGAGCAUUUAGUGCUCUCCGACGUCAACAUCACCAUACCACUACCGUCUGGCAAUCCGUCGCUGGUGGUGCACCAAUGGGAAGGCAGCUACUUGCAGAAGGGCCGUAGCAUAAUCUGGAGUAUUCCUAUUAUCAACAGGCAGCAGAAAACUGGCACGCUGGAAUUUACGGUAACACCGGCCAUCCCCAACGACUUUUUCCCGUUGUCUGUAACGUGGACGUCCGACACGUCGCUUGCCCUCCUCACCGCGACCAAGGUGACGCAGGCCGACGACGCCUCAGCCGUAGACUACUCGCAGGAUAUCAGCUUCCAUGCAGACAAAUACGAAAUCGUGUAGUACUAGUAUAUCAAUUGUAUUAAUAUAUUCCGUGUAUUUCAGAUUUAUGCUAAAUAAAUGAUUAUUAUACUAU